Drosophila ficusphila is the source of this 1476-nucleotide messenger RNA. It is a transcript of the gene Gr63a, whose product is annotated as gustatory and odorant receptor 63a. The coding region runs from base 10 to 1476 and encodes 488 amino acids. The record is from RefSeq and is a predicted model, not a curated record. Gene Ontology annotation, biological process: sensory perception of taste. Gene Ontology annotation, molecular function: sweet taste receptor activity. Lineage: Eukaryota; Metazoa; Arthropoda; Insecta; Diptera; Drosophilidae. Gene Ontology annotation, cellular component: axon; neuronal cell body; dendrite. The transcript is spliced from 3 exons.
CUCGCCGGAAUGGCCAACUACUAUCGACGCAAGAAAGGUGACGCGGUGUUUCUCAACGCAAAACCCCUCAAUAGUGCUAAUGCCCAGGCAUAUUUGUACGGGGUUCGGAAGUACUCCAUUGGAUUAGCGGAGCGAUUGGAUGCAGACUAUGAGGCUCCACCGUUGGAGAGGAAGAAGAGCUCCGAGAGCACAGCCUCCAAUAAUCCUGAGUUCACGCCUAGUGUUUUCUACAGGAACAUAGCACCUGUCAACUGGUUCUUAAGGAUUAUUGGCGUAUUGCCCAUUGUUCGAAGGGGUCCUGCCCGUGCCAAAUUCGAAAUGAAUUCAGCCUCCUUCACUUACUCAGUGGUUUUCUUUGUGCUCCUGGCGUGCUAUGUUGGCUAUGUGGCCAACAACCGCAUCCACAUCGUGCGCUCUCUGAGCGGGCCCUUCGAGGAGGCGGUGAUUGCCUACUUAUUCCUGGUUAACAUCUUGCCUAUUAUGAUAAUUCCCAUUCUGUGGUAUGAGGCUAGGAAAAUAGCCAGACUCUUUAACGACUGGGAUGACUUUGAGGUGUUGUACUACCAGAUUUCUGGUCAUAGUUUACCUUUGAAACUCCGACAAAAAGCGGUCUAUAUAGCCACUGUGUUGCCAAUCUUAUCAGUGUUAUCAGUGGUUAUUACCCACAUUACCAUGUCGGAUUUGAACAUCAAUCAAGUUGUGCCGUAUUGCAUCCUGGACAAUUUAACUGCUAUGUUGGGAGCCUGGUGGUUCCUUAUCUGUGAGGCCAUGAGCAUCACGGCUCACCUUCUGGCGGAGAGGUUUCAGAAGGCCUUAAAACACAUUGGCCCAGCUGCGAUGGUAGCCGACUACCGAGUUUUGUGGCUUCGAUUAAGUAAGCUUACCCGGGAUACUGGAAACGCCAUGUGCUAUACCUUUGUUUUUAUGAGUCUCUACCUGUUUUUCAUCAUCACUCUUUCGAUUUACGGACUGAUGUCUCAACUUUCAGAAGGAUUUGGCAUCAAAGAUAUAGGACUCACCAUAACAGCUUUAUGGAACAUUGGACUAUUAUUUUAUAUCUGCGAUGAGGCACAUUAUGCAUCGGUAAAUGUGCGAACUAAUUUUCAGAAGAAACUUUUGAUGGUAGAGCUAAACUGGAUGAACUCGGAUGCCCAGACAGAGAUAAAUAUGUUUUUGCGAGCCACUGAGAUGAAUCCAUCGACCAUAAAUUGUGGUGGCUUCUUUGAUGUGAACAGAAGCCUCUUCAAGGGACUUUUAACUACAAUGGUCACAUACUUGGUUGUUUUGCUUCAGUUUCAGAUAAGCAUUCCCACUGAUAAGGGAGAUUCUGAGGGUACUACCAACAUCACAGUGGUGGAUUUUGUCAUGGACAGUAUGGAUAAUGAUAUGACUUUGAUGCCAAGCACCUCUGCAAUCACCACCACUUCAAAAACCACUUUGGCACCAUUUGUAAAACAAAAAGGCAGAAAGGGUUAA